Zophobas morio is the source of this 730-nucleotide messenger RNA. RefSeq lists its product as uncharacterized. Lineage: Eukaryota; Metazoa; Arthropoda; Insecta; Coleoptera; Tenebrionidae. The transcript is spliced from 7 exons. Gene Ontology annotation, molecular function: DNA-binding transcription factor activity, RNA polymerase II-specific. Gene Ontology annotation, biological process: regulation of transcription by RNA polymerase II. The record is from RefSeq and is a predicted model, not a curated record. Bases 126 to 662 code for a protein of 178 amino acids.
UCUAAAAGCUGGCUCCUUGUAGAAUUCGGCGGGGCCUAUGGCCCAAACUGCUUAUUUUGCAGCAGUUUUAUCUCUAGCUGCUAUUAUUUUUAAACUUUAUUAUAGUUUUUAUUAGGUAAAAAUAAAUGCAGUACCCUGGCUACGAACAAGUGCCGCAGCAGCAUUAUUCUAUGUAUCCUCAGGAUCCUUACCAACAACAAAUUAUACAGCAGCAAUUAUACCAGCAGCAACUUCAGCAGCAACAUAUGCAACAGCAUCCCAUUCAGCAUCCUCCGCAGCCGCCGCAUUACCGAAUGCCCCUUCAGACCGAAAAUAAUGCAAUUGUUCAAGCCGAUGAAGAGCCGUUAUAUGUAAAUGCUAAACAGUUUGCUCGCAUUCUUAAGCGUCGAGAAGAGCGAAGCCGACUUGGACGUUUAUUUAAUAUUCCUCAAGAAAGAAUGCCAUAUCUUCAUAAAUCUCGCCACGAACAUGCUUUACGCCGUACACGUGGCGCAGGCGGCCGAUUUACUAAGAAAGAUGCAAGCGAAAAUAAUUUCAAUGACGGUGAUCAGACGUCUUUAAUGAAGAUGGAAAGUACUGGAGAAAAAGGAAUCUCCAAAGCGAAGUCCAGCAACAAACGUCGAAGGGGAAAAACUUCAGAAUCCAAAUCCAAAGUGAAGUGAAUAUUUUUAUUGGAUCGUUUUAAAAAAAUUAGUUUUGCUUCUCUUUCCUUCUCUUUUUAUAAUGUAAA